Messenger RNA from Frieseomelitta varia, 1853 nucleotides. RefSeq names its product peptidyl-prolyl cis-trans isomerase FKBP8. The coding region runs from base 205 to 1341 and encodes 378 amino acids. Gene Ontology annotation, molecular function: protein binding; peptidyl-prolyl cis-trans isomerase activity. Lineage: Eukaryota; Metazoa; Arthropoda; Insecta; Hymenoptera; Apidae. The transcript is spliced from 5 exons. The record is from RefSeq and is a predicted model, not a curated record.
AAGCAAGCAAUUCAAUUCCUUCGAACGAACACAAAGUCACACAUUUAUGUAAUCAAACGGUUUAGGAAAUUUGAUAAAAGUUCGAUUAUCGAUUAACUGCUUUCGAUACUCUAAGUAGUGCUUAUUUCAAGUAAUCGGUGAAGUUGACCAGAUCGCGUGUUUUACGAAUAAACGAACGUUCGACGUUAUUUCUUAGCAUUUCUGAUGACUAUUGAAACUUUCGAGAAUAAGAUGGAAGAUGAAUCUAUACAACCAGGAACAAGUCAAGCUGAUUUUAUUGAAAAGGAAUUGAACUUUAACAUAGAUCCAAAUGAACCGAUGACAAAAGCAGCUUUAAAUGAACAUCCACCUGAGGAAUGGAUAGAUAUCUUAGGAAGUGGACAGCUUAAAAAGAAAGUUGUAGAAAGUGGGAAAAAUGGAACACGUCCAAAUAUAUCUGACAUCUGUACUUUAAAGGUUGUUGGCAAAUUAAAAGAUGGUACGAUAGUUGAGGAAUAUGAAGAUCUCAAAAUUCAAUUAGGUGAUGUUGAAGUGAUUCAGGGAUUAGAUUUAGCAAUUCCAUUAAUGGAUAUAAGUGAAGUUGCUGAAAUUGAAGUUGAUCCAAGAUUUGCUUAUGGCUCUCGAGGAAAAGAACCAAAUAUUCCACCAAAUGCCACUAUUUUUUAUACGGUUCAAUUGAAGUCCAGUGAAUUAGAAGAAGAAAUAGAGACCCUCAAUGUCAAACAGCGAAAAGAAAUUGGCAAUAAAAAACGAGAACGUGGAAAUUGGUGGUUUAUUCGUGGUGAACCAAUACUUGCAAUUCAGUGUUAUCGGAGAGCACUAGAAUUUUUAUUACCAGCAGAAAGCCGUACAUCCUAUCAGAGUGAGGCAGAAGAUACCACUACUGAUGCAGAACUGCAGGCUUUAUUAGAAGAUCGUGUGAAAGUAUAUAAUAAUUUAGCAGCUGCACAAAUGAAAACACAAGCUUAUGACGCAGCAUUAAAAAGUGUAGAAAGUGUCUUGAGCUGUCAACCUCAAAAUGUAAAAGCACUCUUUAGGAAAGGAAAAAUUUUGCAUUAUAAAGGAGAACAUGCAUUAGCAUAUCAAACAUUGCUUCAGGCAGCAAAAUUAGACCCAGAAAUAAAAGCUAUUCAGAUGGAAUUAGCUAUUUUAAAAGAGAAAAAUGCUAAGGAUGCUCGACAUGAAAAAAAUCUAUAUCGUAAAAUGUUAGGAACACACAAUAGUUCUCAAAAAAAUACAAAAAAACAAAGAAAUAGAAAUACAUCAAAGCUUACAUGGAGCUUAAUUGGUGGAGCAGCUGCGGCAAUUUUAAGUGUAUUCUUAUAUAGAUUUGUUUCGUGAGAAAAAUUUGGGGAUAAAUUAAAAUGAAAGACAGUGUCUAAAUAUUGUGAAAAAUAUUAGUAUAUAAUGAAAUAUCGUUGAUUUCAAAUGACUAUAAAAACAAGUAUAGGUAUAAAAUCAAGUAAGUUGUAAAAAUUUGAUAAUUUUAAUAACGUAUAAAGAAACCCCUCCCCAAAAAAGAUCGUACUAUUAAUAAAAUUGUAUUUAAACUUUGUUCAAAUCUUGCAUUUUAUAUUAUAAGUUUUGCAACAAACAUUAAUGUGUAAAAAUAUAGUUGAUUUUUGUCAAUUGGAUGUAUCUGGUGCUGAAAAAGUUUAUAAAAAAAUUGUACGCGUUGUGAGCAAUAUAUAUACUUUGUUUAAAUCAUUACUUUACUUAAACUUUGUUGACAUAGAUUUUAAAAUGAACUUUUUUCAAAUACAUUUACAAAUAUAAUUAAUAAGAAAAAACUUUACAGUUUUAUUUGCAUUAAUUAUUUAUCUUAAUAUCAAUAAUAAAAUAAAUACUUCCGA